AUGCGUCGGCUUAUCAUGAAGCAUCAGCAGAGAGUGCGACGGGCGAAUGUGACGGCCAAGCUUAUCUCAAGUGAAAAAGAUGACGACGAAGACAGUAAAAGCGAGAGCCACGAAGGAGCUCAUCAGAACGAUGGUGCUGAGGCCUUAGAAGGGGACAUCAACGAUGAGGAAAGCAGUGAACAAGCUAUUGCUGGGGCUAUAAAAGCGGCCACUCUUGCCAUAGAAGCUUUACCCAAACAUUUUGAACCGAUUUCUCCAACAGGCGUCGUGUCACGCACGAAUAGAAGCUCUGCAGUUAAUCGAGCCCCUCUGAAAAGAGAGUGUACUCCCCCUAGGGAGGUCCUUCAAGCCGAUGCCCAGUCACCUUUGGUGCAGUUUCGGGCCACCCAAACGUUGCCGCCGCCCGUCAUGACGAACUACAACGUUCAACAAUACCCCGACCUCGUCCCUAAUUCUUGGGAGAAACCUGACAGCAGGCUGUCUCCACCUGUUUCCGUGGCUUCUUAUCCCAUCGCCAAGUAUUCCCCUCAAACGCCCACGUCUAGCCAGGCGACACCUGCCAUCUACGAGGCCACCGCACCCAUGAAACAGGAGAUCAAAGACGAAGAUGGCUGGCCAAAUGUACCCGCCACAGAGCCAAGCCUCAUCCACCCUCAUUUCCCGCCUGCACUGCCGCCUCAUACAGGAGCCCCAAUGUUGCUUCCUCCUUCGCACUCGACGUACCUGAACCGCAUGCCACCAUUUUAUCCGUUGGUGUCACAAGCAGACGAAGCCUGUGCCACGCCACAGAUGUUCUCGCCUCCUCGAGGUAAUAUGCCUCCGAUGUUCAGCAGUGCGCGCUCGUUCAUGUUUAAAAAGUCGCCGCAGUCGGAUUACAGUUCCAUAUCGAAAGCAUUCGACUCGUACAAAAAUCGCAGCAUUAGGGACAUGCGUGAGGGCUACCACCACUAUGAGAACGACAGUGGCGUCGUUGAUCGUGAUGAGUUCAUGUACGAGAAACUGUUUUCCCGCGGAGUUAUCGGCCUCCCCGGAGAACGUAUAACUGUGCGAGACAGCAUAUAUGUAACUGAGACUGCUUCUUCCAACGCUGUUGAAGGGCUUGACUACUUCGCCAAAAUGCAAUUCCAAAGGCAAUUUCCUGAACAUUUCGCAAGGAUUGCAGAGCAAACUUAUCCUGCUCACCCGCCAGCAAGACAUCAUCCUCCUUUGUCUGCUCCUCUGGUUGGUUCUCAGCCUGGCAUGGAUUCUACGCUGCAUAUUCCCAUCCAGCCUUGCCCUGUGCGACUGUUGCCACCGGAGCUGAGGUGGCCACUGGACUUCUUGCGUUACCCGAAUCCCAUAUCAUUGAUGUAUCAAGACCCGCUCCUAUCAUAUAAUCCGAUGCGCUUUCCUCGCUCUAACCGGAAUUUACCUUAGCGGCUUAUACGAAUUUUCUGUCAACGAGGAGUGAAAUACUUAGCUGACAUCACGAUUUUUGUAGCUUAGUUGACAUCACGCUGCCUCGCGAUUCAGAUAUACCUGCCUAUUUAUCCAACUUUCAAUUUCUAAAUACGUAAUCGUGUAUAGAUUUUCUGCUGGUAGGAAUUGGUACUUAUCGGAGAGAGUUGCUCUUCGAAUCUGAAUCG
Messenger RNA from Hyalella azteca, 1625 nucleotides. RefSeq lists its product as uncharacterized. Lineage: Eukaryota; Metazoa; Arthropoda; Malacostraca; Amphipoda; Hyalellidae. The transcript has 3 exons. The record is from RefSeq and is a predicted model, not a curated record. The coding region runs from base 1 to 1416 and encodes 471 amino acids.